This is a messenger RNA of Elgaria multicarinata webbii, 1368 nucleotides long. RefSeq names its product keratin, type II cytoskeletal 8-like. The coding region runs from base 1 to 1368 and encodes 455 amino acids. Gene Ontology annotation, molecular function: structural constituent of skin epidermis. The transcript has 9 exons. The record is from RefSeq and is a predicted model, not a curated record. NCBI's taxonomy places the organism in Eukaryota, Metazoa, Chordata, Lepidosauria, Squamata, Anguidae. Gene Ontology annotation, cellular component: keratin filament. Gene Ontology annotation, biological process: keratinization; intermediate filament organization.
AUGAGCAUCAGUUACCAUCGCCCGGCGCCCAGCCUGAGCUUCAGCAGCCGCUCGCACGGCUCCCUCCCUGCUCGAAGCUCUUUGUACCGGGCCAGCCCGGGGAGCUUCCAGCCUGGGCUCUUCCGAGGAUCCAGCGGCUCUUCCCUUUCUGCCUCGCCCGCUUUCCUGCUCUCCUCGCUGCCCAGUUUGGAGAUCGACCCGAAGCUGCACCAGCUCCGCACCGAGGAAAAGGAGCAGAUUAAGGGGCUCAACAACCAGUUCGCCUCCUUCAUCGACAAGGUGCGUAAGCUUGAGCAGCAGAAUAAAGUGCUGGAGACACAGCUGAAGCUUCUGAAGGGCAAAGACCAGUACAAAUCCAACGUGGGGCAGAUUGUGGCAGCCCACAGCCAGCCCCUUAAGCAGCAAAUUGAUGCCCUGAAUCAGGACAAGAUGAAGUUGCAAAAUGAGCUGGACCACACCCAGGCGCUUCUGGAGGAACUGAAGAACAGGUAUGAAGAUGAAAUCAACCGGCGUAACCAACUGGAAAAUGAAUUUGUGGUGACCAAGAAGGACCUGGAUGACAUCUACUUGCAGAAAGUGGACGUUGAAUCGAAGCUGGAGGGCAUCUGCAAUGAACUCAAAUACCUCAAGCAACUCUUUGAAGAGGAGAUCCGAGAGCUGCAAUCUCAGAUCCAAAAUACAAUGGUCACUGUGGAGAUGGACAACAACCGGGACUUGGAGAUGAAGCACAUCAUUGAUGAGGUGAAGGAGCAGUAUCAAGCUAUGGCUGCCAAAAGCCGGGAUGAGGCUGAACAAUGGUACAAGAACAAGUUCGAUGACAUGGCAAGGCAGACCCAGAAGCACCAUGAGGAGCUGAAAGGUGUCAAGGGGCAAAUUGCUGAGAUGAACCGCUAUGCCCAGCGUGUUAAUGGGGAGAUCGAGGCCUUGAAAAACCAGCGAGCCAAUCUGGAGAAUGCUGUAGCAUUGGCUGAAGAGCAAGGGGAGCAGGCUGUGCAAAGUGCCAAGGGCAGCAUCCAAGACUUGGAAGAAGCACUGAAACGGGCCAAGCAUGAAAUGGCCAACAAGGUGCGAGAAUAUCAAGAACUGAUGAACAUCAAACUGGCCCUCGAUAUGGAAAUCGCCACCUACAGGAAGCUGCUGGAAGGAGAAGAAAACCGGAUGGUUGGUCAGACUCCAAGUCAUCAGUUCAGUGCAAUUGACAAACUGGCUGGGCUCCUGACACAGGAGAUGGCGCUACCCUCCUACAACGGGGCCGCCCGGACUUCCUUCACCAGCCACAGCUCGCUGAAGAGGCCGCUGCUGAUCAAAACCAUUGAGACCAAGGAUGGGAAGGUCCUUUCUGAGGCCAGUCACUUCUCGGAGAAGUAG